Molecule: messenger RNA, 1810 nt
Organism: Ctenocephalides felis (cat flea)
Lineage: Eukaryota; Metazoa; Arthropoda; Insecta; Siphonaptera; Pulicidae
Product: serine/threonine-protein kinase RIO3-like
Exons: 3
Coding region: 145-1779 (544 amino acids)
Biological process (GO): protein phosphorylation; maturation of SSU-rRNA
Cellular component (GO): cytosol; preribosome, small subunit precursor
Molecular function (GO): ATP binding; protein serine/threonine kinase activity
Source: RefSeq, a predicted model, not a curated record
AACAAUAUCUGUUUCCGAAUUGACGGGAAUGGUCAUUUUUUUACCGAUGUACAAAAUUAAAUAAAACAAAUUCUAAAACUAUAUAAUAAAGUUAAAUUAAUAUAUUUAUUUCAUUAUCUAUAUAUUUGUGAUCUCGAAAUUAUAAUGGCUUGUCCAUGGGCAUCUGUGAAACUCGUACAUGAGCCUUUGAGUUUGCAAGAAAUCAUGUCAGAAGAAUUUGCAAAAGAAUUACAAUCAAAAGAAUACUGUAAGUUUGCUCACAAAUUUGAUGACACAGUGACCAAAAAUGAAUCAACGAGCUUUUCUGAUGUACUAAUACUCGAUGACAAUAAAGAUGAUACUCAAGAAGUAUCUCCGUUUUGUGAUAGUGAUGCUGUUAUUGCUCAGAUGUUGCAGUAUCAGUUUGAUAUGGAACACGAUGAAGAGCUGAAGAGGAUAGAAAAUAAGAAAAAUGGUUUGUCAAAAGUUAGUGUAUCAUAUGCAAACCAUAGAAAGGUCCCAGAGGAGCUGUUGUCUUCAGAUUCAGAUGACGAUGACAAUCAAUGGUUUGAUAAUGAUACUAAGAAUUGGGAUCGAUUUACUGUAAUGGAAAAAGAAUACUCGGCAAUUCCUAGAUGCGGUUAUAAAAUGAUUGAAGGCAAAAUAGUAACAAAACAUGAUAUGGAACUGUCGGGUUGUCGCAACGCUUGCAAAGUGAUGGCGUUUCCUCCUGAAAUUCAUACAGGCGAUGCGGGUGGAUUUGAUAUGCAAUUAUCAAAUAAAGUAUUCAAUAGUUUGAGAGCACACUCCAACCAUGAGAAGUCUAGAAAUAAAAAGAUGAAAAUGCAUGAUCGUAAAGAAUCUUGCGCUACUGCUGAGAUGGGAGUUGAUCACAAAACCCGUCUUUUACUUUAUAAAAUGAUCAAUAAUCAGUUGUUACAGAAGGUUAAUGGCGUUAUAUCAACCGGUAAAGAAGCUGUAAUUCUUCAUGCUGAAUCUGAUCCUGCAUAUGCAGAGUGUGUUCUUCCAAAAGAAUGCGCCCUUAAAGUAUUUAAAACAACUUUGAAUGAAUUCAAAGUAAGAGAUAAAUACAUCAAAUAUGAUUAUAGAUUCAAAAAUAGAUUCUCUUAUCAAAAUCCUAGAAAAAUCAUACACUUAUGGGCCGAGAAGGAAAUGCAUAAUUUAAUGCGUAUGCGGAAUAUGGGCAUUAAUGUUCCUGACGUAAUUGGUUUGAAAAAACACAUACUAGUAAUGUCAUUUAUUGGAGAAAAUCAUACACCAGCACCUAAGCUAAAAGACGCUAUUUUAUCAGCAGCGGAAUGGAUUUUAGCAUAUCAAGAAGUCAUCGAAAUGAUGCAUAAAUUGUACAACCAGGCACGCUUAAUUCAUGCUGAUCUUUCUGAAUAUAACAUAUUAUGGUACAAAGAUAAAUGUUGGUUUAUAGAUGUGUCACAAUCAAUCGGACCAGAAUAUCCAAGUGCUUUGGAGUUUUUAAUGAGAGAUUGCGCAAACAUAAGUUCUUUUUUCAGCAAAAAGGGCGUACCGGAUGUGAAAUCUGAUAAGGAAAUAUUCUCGUAUAUAACUUCUUUUGAUUCCGUUGUUCAUAACACCGCCAUAUUAGAACGAUUGCAUAUGAAGGGAACUCCUGCCCAUAAGGUCGAGAUGGCGCAAACGGCACCAGAGGAAAAUAAACCAUUAGUAUUUCCAUUUGAAUAUGCAUGGGAACGGGCUGCAGAACAACGUUUAAGUCAAGAACAAGAUUUAAAGGAGUCAGAAGGACAAAAUAAUACUUCUGAAUGAUAACAGUUGGCUAUUAUUUUUAUAACUGAAA